Molecule: messenger RNA, 702 nt
Organism: Plasmopara halstedii
Lineage: Eukaryota; Oomycota; Peronosporomycetes; Peronosporales; Peronosporaceae
Product: hydroxymethylglutaryl-mitochondrial precursor
Exons: 5
Coding region: 1-702 (233 amino acids)
Biological process (GO): late endosome to vacuole transport via multivesicular body sorting pathway; vesicle budding from membrane
Cellular component (GO): ESCRT III complex; multivesicular body
Source: RefSeq, a predicted model, not a curated record
AUGGGCAGCUUUAGCUCAAAAAAGCAGCACAUGUCCUCGACCGCUAGUGCUGCCAGCAGCGGUAAAGCGAGUGAUGUUCGUGCACAAAUCACAUCAAAGGAUAAGGCUGUUCUUGACCUAAAGAAUGCCCGCGAUCGUUUAAGAAAGUACCAGGCCCGACUAGACAUCGAAGCCAAUCAGUUGCAUGAUAGUGCCAAGAGACUGCUGCAAGCCGACAAGCGGGACCGCGCUAAAUUGGCGUUGAAGCUGAAGAAAUAUAAGGAACAGCAGAUGCACCAGGCGGACGAGCAUUUGAUCCAGGUGCUGGGUAUGCUGGAUACAGUGGAAUGGGAGACUCAACAGCUCCAAGUGUUUGAAGGGCUGAAAGCAAGUAAUUUAAUUCUAAACGCUAUUCAUAAGGAGAUGACGGUAGAAGCGGUCGAAGAGCUGAUGCUAGAGACAGCAGAAGCACAGGCCACAGCGAAUGAAAUUGGUAGGAUCAUUGGUGGUAACUUAUCUGUCGAGGACGAAGACGCUGUACUCAGCGAGCUCGCUGAGAUUGAAAAACUUGAGGCAGACGCACUUGCUGCAGCAAUGCCGGAAGCUCCCAUUUCUACAGACUUGUUGGCUAAUGUGAUCACUUCAGCACAAGCGGACGAUGGUGUCAAAACAAAGUCUCGCUCAACUAAAGCAAAGGAAGAAGCUGUAGCAAUUUUAGGAUGA